This is a messenger RNA of Sorghum bicolor (sorghum), 634 nucleotides long. RefSeq names its product subtilisin-like protease SBT3.3. The record is from RefSeq and is a predicted model, not a curated record. Lineage: Eukaryota; Viridiplantae; Streptophyta; Magnoliopsida; Poales; Poaceae. The coding region runs from base 106 to 462 and encodes 118 amino acids. The transcript has 3 exons.
UCCUGCCGUCCUCACGAACGCGGCUAUAACACGCACGCAUCGCCGAGAUCUAUCGACGAUCUGGCCGGCCGGCUCUCUGGACGAACCUAGCUACCAACCUGUGCCAUGAAGCGUUCGGCGGCGUCCACCGUACCCUUCGUCCUCCUCCGCCUCCUCGCCGUCGCAACGGCGUCCGCCGCCGCCGAGGCAGAGCAUGCCGCCAACUACCUCGUCUACGUCAACCCACACCCGCCAGGCGUCGACUGCCAGGCGUACCAGCUCGGCAUCCUCGCCGCUGCCCUCGGAAGUGAGGCGAAGGCGAAGGAGGCGAUCCUGUACAACUACAGGAACGUCAUGAGCGGCUUCUCGGCGAGGCUCACGCCGCCGGAGCUGGAGGCCGUCAAGAAGCAACCUCAGGUGAACCGGGUGCUGCCGAGCACGACCUUGUCUCUAAUGAGCAGCAAGUUCGACGGCGUCAGCUAAUCCCGCUUCUUCAAGCAGCCAACAAGCGCAUCCAUCGCCAACCAUAAAAUAAAUCGCAUCUUUCAAUCUAUUUUGUGGUUGUGUGUGAUUGGUUGCUUGCAUUAAACGACCUUGUACAUCACAAAAAGCCAGCAUAUAUAAAUAAACGUAUAUACACUGUCUUGCUGUUAUA